CCCAAGAUUUGCCAUUUGUUCUCAUUUACAUAAAUUAAGACAUCAUUAGGGUCUCAGGGUCCCGAGAGCCGUGUUGUCGGACAUGUUUUCGGUCUGGUUUACUUCCUAAUUCGUUUAAAAAGGGUCGUGUCGGUCCAGUGACGGACGAGAACCGCCGGUGCUAACAUUCUAAGCGACGGCUCUCGCUGGUCUCUAAGCACGUCAUCAAGGCUAAAUGCUAUUGGAUUUUUUUUUUACCCAUCUUCUAGCCUCUACACACUCUACUUCUCAUAAGGGUCGACUGCGUAGGUCCUACCCCUGCGCAGACUGCAUACAAUGUCUGCUACUGAUUACGUACAUGUAUGGGACGGCAUCGGAAUUAGUUCUGUUUUUUUUUUUUUUUUUUUUUUUUUUUUUUUUUAUCUAUAAUCUUGGAAGUUGGUCAUGCCGGCUUUUGGCUCUCUCCGUAUUAGUUUUUUAUAGUAGCAAGUUUUGAAGUACCUGUUAUACGUUCCAUACCGGGCGUUGAUUACCUAUCCUUUCCCACCAUCCAAUCUUUUAUUAAGAACUGUAAUUCAAAACCUAGUUCUCUCUUCUUUUCUUAUCAUUUCAUUUCCGUAUCUACCCUUCUACUCGGUUACGUUUUAAGAUAAUGGCGAACCCUCCCCAUGGCGGCGUCCUCAAGGACCUUAUUGCUAGAGACCUACCUAGACAAGCUCAGCUCGCCGCUGAAGCUGAAACUCUUCCUGCCAUUACCCUGACUGAGAGACAGCUAUGCGACCUCGAAUUGAUCCUCAAUGGCGGUUUCUCGCCUCUUGAAGGUUUCAUGAACGAGGCCGAUUACAAUGGUGUCGUGAAGGACAACAGACUGGCCGAUGGUGUUCUGUUCAGCAUGCCCAUUACCCUAGACGUGUCCGACGAAACCAUCAAGGAGGUUGGUCUAAAGCCAGGCGUCCGGGUGACGCUACGCGAUCUUCGUGACGACAGGAAUUUGGCUAUCCUUACCGUGGAUGAUAUCUACAAACCAGACAAGGUCCUCGAGGCUAAGGAAGUUUUCGGAAGCGAUGAUGAAGCGCAUCCGGCUGUCAAAUAUCUCUUCAGAACAGCUGCCGAUUUCUACGUUGGUGGUAAAGUUGAGGCUGUUAACCGCUUGCAGCACUAUGACUUUGUAGAUCUCCGAUAUACGCCGGCUGAGCUCCGAUUACACUUUGACAAGCUUGGUUGGAGCCGCGUUGUCGCUUUCCAGACAAGAAACCCUAUGCACCGCGCGCAUCGAGAGUUGACAGUUCGUGCUGCUCGUUCGCACCACGCAAAUGUGCUCAUUCACCCCGUGGUUGGCUUGACAAAGCCUGGAGAUAUUGACCACUUCACGAGAGUGCGAGUCUACAAAGCCCUUCUGCCAAGAUACCCUAAUGGCAUGGCGGUCUUGGGUCUCCUCCCGUUGGCUAUGCGAAUGGGUGGUCCCCGCGAAGCCAUCUGGCACGCCAUCAUCCGUAAGAAUCACGGAGCAACUCAUUUCAUCGUUGGACGUGAUCAUGCUGGUCCUGGAAAGAACAGCCAAGGCGUUGAUUUCUAUGGACCUUAUGAUGCACAGUACGCGGUCGAGAAGUACCGCGACGAGCUUGGCAUUGAAGUUGUGCCGUUCCAAAUGAUGACCUACCUGCCGGACAAGGACGAGUAUGCGCCCGUCGACCAAAUUCCGACGGAUACUCGCACACUGAACAUAUCCGGUACGGAAUUGCGCUCGAGACUGAGGAGCGGUCGAGAUAUCCCCGAAUGGUUCUCGUAUCCCGAGGUCGUUAAGGUACUGCGCGAGUCGCAUCCUCCCCGUGCUGCUCAGGGGUUCACUGUCUUCUUGACCGGUUACACAAACAGUGGUAAGGACCAGAUUGCGAGGGCUCUUCAGGUCACCCUCAAUCAGCAGGGUGGUCGAUCAGUUUCGAUGCUUCUUGGUGAGACAGUGCGCCAUGAGCUGUCGUCCGAACUUGGUUUCAGCAGAGAGGACCGCAGCACGAAUAUCGCUCGCAUCGCGUUCGUCGCCGGCGAACUGACUAGGUCCGGUGCUGCCGUCAUCGCCGCCCCGAUUGCACCCUUUGAGAAGGACCGAGAAGCUGCCAAAGAGGCUAUCGAGAAAUACGGCGAUUUCUACCUUGUCCACGUCGCUACUCCUCUCGAGUACUGCGAGAAGACAGACAAGCGAGGCAUCUACGCCAAGGCCCGCGCUGGUGAGAUCAAGGGUUUCACGGGAGUUGACGACCCAUAUGAAGCUCCCUCUAAGCCCGAUUUAGUAGUAGACUGCGAGAAGCAGACGGUGCGAUCCAUCGUACACCAGAUCGUGCUGAUGCUGGAGAGCCGUGGUUUACUAGACCGCCUAUAAACGAGAUGAGUUUGAUGAGUUUGAUGAGAAGAAUUUUCUCUACGGUUUUAGAUUAGGUUCUUAUUAGAUUUUACGACGCGUUCGAGAGAACAUUUUAUGAACGAAUAAAGGAAGACAACGGGAUAGAUUUGGCGAUUAGCGUACCAUAGCAUACCAGGUCCUUAUAUUCGUAGGAUCAACAUAAAAAAUAUACCUAUGAAUGACAUAGAAGCUUUAGAAGAUAGAGGUAGUAUAGUAUAUAGUACAAUACAGUACGAAGAUGUAGUACCUACAAACCUACAAAUACUUGACAACGACUUGUAGCUUGCAGGCGGUGUACUUCUUUAGGUAGAUACCUAACG
Daldinia caldariorum is the source of this 2697-nucleotide messenger RNA. Its product is annotated as putative sulfate adenylyltransferase. Gene Ontology annotation, cellular component: cytoplasm. Lineage: Eukaryota; Fungi; Ascomycota; Sordariomycetes; Xylariales; Hypoxylaceae. Gene Ontology annotation, biological process: sulfur amino acid metabolic process. Gene Ontology annotation, molecular function: sulfate adenylyltransferase (ATP) activity; ATP binding; adenylylsulfate kinase activity. Bases 632 to 2356 code for a protein of 574 amino acids. The transcript is spliced from 5 exons. The record is from RefSeq and is a predicted model, not a curated record.